Messenger RNA from Fukomys damarensis (Damara mole-rat), 590 nucleotides. It is a transcript of the gene Apoc3, whose product is annotated as apolipoprotein C3. The coding region runs from base 70 to 417 and encodes 115 amino acids. Gene Ontology annotation, biological process: triglyceride homeostasis; lipoprotein metabolic process; negative regulation of very-low-density lipoprotein particle clearance. The record is from RefSeq and is a predicted model, not a curated record. NCBI's taxonomy places the organism in Eukaryota, Metazoa, Chordata, Mammalia, Rodentia, Bathyergidae. Gene Ontology annotation, molecular function: lipase inhibitor activity; high-density lipoprotein particle receptor binding; phospholipid binding. Gene Ontology annotation, cellular component: chylomicron; very-low-density lipoprotein particle; extracellular region. The transcript is spliced from 4 exons.
GAAGCCCAUCACUCCAACUCCAGGCUAGUGCAGGGCUCGACAGGGAAGCAUGCACCUGAAAACUCACAUAUGAAGGAGCUGAGGAAUAGAGGCGCCAUGCAGCCCCGGGUACUCCUCACUGUGAUCCUCCUGGCACUCUUGGCCUCUGCCCCAGGAGCUACGGAGACCGAGGACGCCUCCCUCCUGGGCUACAUGCAGGACUACGUGCAGGGUUAUGUGCAGCAUGCCUCCAAGACCGCCCAGGACGCACUGACCAAGAUGCAGGACUUUGAGAUGGCCCAGCAGGCCAGGGGCUGGAUGAGUGAUAGCUUAAGCUCCCUGCAAGAUUAUUGGAGCUCCUUCAAGGGCAAGUGGUCCGGGUUCUGGGAUGCUACCCAUGAGGAGGCCAGGCCAUCCCCGGCACCUGAGGGCAUCUGAGAUCUCAAGGUUCCAAGUGCCUAUCCACUGGUCCUGCCAGCUCCCUGGGCCCUGUGGCCUCCAGGGCUUCCCCCGCAUUAGCUUGAAAAGGACAGUACUCUCAGUGCUCCCACCCUAGAUCUGGCCACCUCCAAUUGUGCUGCUUCCCAAUAAAGCUGGAUGAGAAGCUGCCA